AUGGCCUUAGCCUUACCCUCCAUACUUCUCUCCACACUCCUAACCCUCCUCCUCCCACCCCUCCUCUUCCUAACCUGGUACCUCCACGUCCCACGAAACCUCCCAACCCUCCCCAAAAUACCAAUCUAUGUCUCGAUCCUCGGCCUCUGGUCCUCAAUGGGCCAAGACGAGAUCUACAAACGAUGGUUCAGAGCUCCACUAGAGAAACACGGCGCCGUGUUAGUCUGGUUCGCUGGAAGAUGGAGUGUUCUCGUUUCACGACCGGAUUGGUUGACCGACAUGUUCCGCAAUGAACAAAUAUAUGCGAAAGCCGGGAGCCAGAUUAAGAUUCCGCAUGCUGUUAUUGCGACGCUUGUCGGUGAUAACAUUAUCAAUGCCCAUGGCGAGAAUUGGAAGCUUUAUACCAGUAUUAUGAAGGCCGGGUUGCAGAAGAAGGUUUUUGAGACGACGUCUUUGCUGAAACAGUCGAGGAAGUUGGUGGAUGUUCUGAUCGAUUUGCAAAAGGAGACUGGACCAAAUAGAGGCAUUCUGGUUAUGGCAGAUGUACAGAAAUGGGCCGUGGAUGUGAUGGGCGAGAACUUCCUAGACUUGGAUCUGAAGAGCUUGGGCCAACCAAACGGCGCCGUCCGAAUCGAAGCCCUCCAAUCCAUUAUCAAAGCAACCCUCUUCAAACCAAUGUACUUCAGCUUCCCCGAUCUCGAUCACUUCCCCUGGCUUCUACCAUCUCGCAAACGCGCCUACAAUAUAAUGCGUGAAUUCGACAACCGCCUCUACACAAUGAUAAUGACAAUGCUCCACAAGCGCACGCAAAGCAAAGCAACCCAAUCCGAAGAAAUGGUCUCGCACAUGCUGGGCGAAGCAUAUACAUCAGGCCGGAUAACCGAGAAACAAUUCCGCGAUAACCUCAAGAUAACAUUCCUAACCGCACACGAAAACGCCCAGCAACUCGUCACGUCUAUGUUCUGGCAGCUGGGCACUCGAGUCGAUAUUCAGGAUCGACUACGGGAGGAGAUCCUAGAAACCGCCAAGACCCACCAGAAUCCAUCACAGGAAACCAUUAAUAGUCUCCCGUACCUCACAGCCGUGGUUUUGGAACUACUUCGUCUGUUCCCACCUGUGUGUCAGCUCAUUAACCGGGUCGCCUUGCAGCCGGCGCUGCUGGGUGGGGAACUUCCCAUUGCGAAGGGGACGUUUCUGGGAUGGAAUGCGUGGGCGGUGCAUAGUAACCCUGAUGUAUGGGGUUUGGAUGCGCGUGAGUUUCGGGCGGAGAGGUGGGGAGAGAGUGUUGAGGAGAUGCAGGGGCGGUUUCGGAGGGAGACGGUUCGCGGAACGUAUAUUCCGUUUAAUGCGCAUAAGCGGAAGUGUCUUGGACAGGGAUUUGCGUUGUUGCAAGUGAAGAUUUUGUUGUUUGUUUUAUUGGGGAGGGUUAGGUGGGUUGUUGAUCCUAAGUAUCAAUUGAAGAUGACGCCGGGUGGAAUUCUGGCACCGCUGGGGUGUCGAGUUAUUUUGACCAACUUGGAGUCUUCGUGA
Messenger RNA from Penicillium samsonianum, 1530 nucleotides. RefSeq names its product cytochrome P450 monooxygenase xanG (gene xanG). The transcript is spliced from 3 exons. Lineage: Eukaryota; Fungi; Ascomycota; Eurotiomycetes; Eurotiales; Aspergillaceae. Bases 1 to 1530 code for a protein of 509 amino acids. The record is from RefSeq and is a predicted model, not a curated record. Gene Ontology annotation, molecular function: iron ion binding; monooxygenase activity; oxidoreductase activity, acting on paired donors, with incorporation or reduction of molecular oxygen.